This is a messenger RNA of Branchiostoma floridae (Florida lancelet), 621 nucleotides long. RefSeq lists its product as uncharacterized. The coding region runs from base 1 to 621 and encodes 206 amino acids. Lineage: Eukaryota; Metazoa; Chordata; Leptocardii; Amphioxiformes; Branchiostomatidae. The record is from RefSeq and is a predicted model, not a curated record. The transcript is spliced from 2 exons.
AUGCUGCCUCACGUGCCCCGCAUGAGCGUCCGUUCCACCUGGUUCGCCGUGUUCGCCGUGUGGCUGGUGUCCAUGCUGCUGGCCAUCCCUGCCGCCAUGUACUCCAAAGCCGCCAGCUACAUCUGGAAAGGAGGGACCUUCUGUGUGCAGGGGCAGUGUCACGGCUCGAAGGGGCAGUGUCACGGCCCGAUUGGGCAGCGCCACGACUCGAAGGGGCAGUGCCACGGGCCGAUUGGGCAGCGCCACGGCUCGAUGGGGCAGUGCCACGGCCUAAUUGGGCAGCGCCACGGCUCGAAGGGGCAGUGCCACGGCUCGAUGGGGCAGUGCCACGUCCCGAUUGGACAGCGCCACGGUCCGAUGGGGCAGUGCCACGGCCCGAUGGGGCAGUGCCACGGCCCGAUGGGGCAGUGCCACGGCCCGAUUGGACAGCGCCACGGCUCGAUGGGGCAGUGCCACGGCCCGAUUGGACAGCGCCACGGUCCGAUGGGGCAGUGCCACGGCCCGAUGGGGCAGUGCCACGCCGGGGAGCGCGGUGAUAGACCACCAGUGCAGUCUACAUAUAGGCAAAAGGCAGGGACCGUUGUGACCGAGUCCAGCGUCCCAGCAACUCGAAAGUUAUGA